GGAAACGUCAUCAAGCUCGAGAAGUCUUCCUGCUGCUAUAGUUGUGCGCUAGCUGAGCAUGGCAGCGAAGGUAAUGAUAAAGAGGGCUGAUCCAGCAGAGCUCAAGUCCAUUUUUUUGAAGUAUGCCAGUGUGGAGAAGAAUGGAGAGUACUACAUGUCCCCAGAGGACUUUGCGUCCAGGUUCCUUCAUGCACAAACAGACAUAAAGCUUUCUAAGGAUGCCACUGUUUUACUGGCAGGUGUUGUGGACCAGACCAAAGAUGGGUUGAUCUCCUUCCAGGAGUUUCUGGCUUUUGAGGCGGUGCUGUGUGCUCCGGAUGCUCUCUUCAUGGUUGCCUUCCAGCUCUUCGACAAAGCUGGAAACGGAAUUGCCACUUUUGAGGAUGUGAAACAAGUUUUCGGUCAGACCACUAUUCACCAGCACAUCCCCUUUAACUGGAACUCGGAAUUUGUUCAGCUUCACUUCGGCGCUGAGAGGAAGAAACACCUUAACUACGGGGAGUUCACUCAGUUUCUGCUGGAGAUGCAGCUUGAACAUGCCAGACAGGCUUUUAUGCAAAGAGACAAGGCCAAGACAGGCACCAUCACCGCUCUGGACUUCAGGGACAUCAUGGUGACCAUCAGACCCCACAUGCUCACACAAUUUGUGGAGGAAUGCUUAGUUGCAGCGGCCGGUGGAAGUACGUCACAUCAGGUCAGCUUUUCCUACUUUAAUGGCUUCAACUCUCUGCUAAACAACAUGGAGCUCAUUAGGAAGAUCUACACCACCCUGGUAGGCAACCGCAAAGAUGUGGAAGUUACUAAAGAGGAGUUCAUCAUUGCUGCCCAAAGGUUUGGCCAGGUGACCCCUAUGGAAGUGGACAUCCUGUUCCAGCUGGCUGACCUGUCUGAGCCGAGAGGACGUGUUGGUUUAUUUGACAUUGAGAUGAUUGCACCUCUGGAGGAGGGAGCUCUUCCUUACAAUCUUGCUGAGAUUCAAAGACAGCAGUCUGGUGGGGAUGCAUCUCGCUCGGUUCUGCUUCAGGCCGCUGAGUCGGCGUACAGGUUCACUCUGGGCUCCGUGGCUGGAGCCGUGGGUGCCACUGCCGUGUACCCCAUCGACCUGGUGAAGACCCGCAUGCAGAACCAACGUUCUUCAGGUUCCUUCGUGGACGAGCUGAUGUACAAGAACAGCAUUGACUGUUUCAAGAAGGUCGUACGCUACGAGGGCUUCUUCGGCCUCUACAGAGGCCUUGUACCGCAGCUUCUGGGCGUGGCUCCCGAGAAAGCCAUAAAGCUUACAGUGAACGACUUUGUGAGAGGAAAGACUAUGAAAAAAGACGGCAGCGUUCCUAUACCUGCUGAAAUCUUGGCUGGCGGAUGUGCUGGGGGAUCUCAGGUGAUCUUCACAAACCCUCUGGAGAUCGUGAAGAUCCGACUGCAGGUAGCAGGAGAAAUCACCACAGGGCCACACGUCAGCGCUCUCUCUGUCAUCCGUGACCUGGGUUUCUUCGGCCUGUACAAGGGUGCAAAAGCCUGUUUCCUGAGAGACAUCCCCUUCUCGGCCAUCUACUUCCCCUGCUACGCACAUACCAAGGCGGCCCUGACUGAUGAAGACGGGCGAGUGGGACCUGGCAGGCUUUUGCUGGCAGGGGCGCUGGCGGGCAUGCCUGCCGCAUCCCUGGUGACCCCUGCUGAUGUUAUCAAGACCCGGUUACAAGUGGCUGCCCGUGCAGGCCAGACCAUGUACAAUGGACUCAUUGACUGUUUCUGGAAGAUUCUUCAGGAGGAGGGGCCUCGUGCCUUCUGGAAAGGAGCUGAAGGUAUUAAUUUCUUUAUCAAGACCCGGUUACAAGUGGCUGCCCGUGCAGGCCAGACCAUGUACAAUGGACUCAUUGACUGUUUCUGGAAGAUUCUUCAGGAGGAGGGGCCUCGUGCCUUCUGGAAAGGAGCUGAAGACAGGCUGUUUAUUCUUUCUGACAGGACACAGCAGAAUGUGAAGUUUCCUCAUCCAUCUUCUCUCUCCCUCUCUCCUCACCACAGAAAACCAGCUGGCGCAGAGCCUACUCCCAAGUCUCGGAUCAGCCUCCCGGCGCCCAAUCCUGACCACAUCGGUGGCUUCAGGUUGGCUGUGGCCACGUUUGCUGGCAUCGAGAGUAAAUUUGGACUGCAUCUACCACGAUUCCGAGCGCCUGCCGCCCCACACACAUCCACUUCAGCAGCACUGGAACCUUCCUUCUUGUUGAGAACAUAAAACCUUCAGCAGAUGAACUGGAAAUAAUGUUUUAUGUGAUUGUUAGUGCAAAUGACAACUUUAAAGUACAACAUUAGAUGGGAUGAUGUUUAAUAUUUUUUAAAUCUACCACAAAGUCUUGGAUUCUUCAGUGGGAUUGUAGU
This is a messenger RNA of Sinocyclocheilus rhinocerous, 2376 nucleotides long. Its product is annotated as calcium-binding mitochondrial carrier protein Aralar2-like. The transcript is spliced from 18 exons. Gene Ontology annotation, biological process: malate-aspartate shuttle; L-glutamate transmembrane transport; aspartate transmembrane transport. Bases 59 to 2233 code for a protein of 724 amino acids. Gene Ontology annotation, molecular function: L-glutamate transmembrane transporter activity; L-aspartate transmembrane transporter activity; calcium ion binding. NCBI's taxonomy places the organism in Eukaryota, Metazoa, Chordata, Actinopteri, Cypriniformes, Cyprinidae. The record is from RefSeq and is a predicted model, not a curated record.